Ostreococcus lucimarinus CCE9901 is the source of this 1125-nucleotide messenger RNA. RefSeq names its product MFS family transporter: multidrug efflux. NCBI's taxonomy places the organism in Eukaryota, Viridiplantae, Chlorophyta, Mamiellophyceae, Mamiellales, Bathycoccaceae. The transcript has a single exon. The record is from RefSeq and is a predicted model, not a curated record. Gene Ontology annotation, biological process: transmembrane transport. Gene Ontology annotation, molecular function: transmembrane transporter activity. The coding region runs from base 1 to 1125 and encodes 374 amino acids.
AUGCUGACGCUGAACCUGCCGCUGGGGCGGGCGACGGAUCGAUACGGAAGGAAACCGCUGAUGAUGGGAGGGAUGGUGGUGAUGGCGCUCGCGGACGUGGGAACGGCGAUGUCGAGGAGCGUCGCGGCGCUGGUGCCGAUGCGGAUGCUGCUGGGAGUCGGACGCGCGGGGUGCGAGUGCGGAGACAGGGCGUAUCUGGCGGAUUUGUGCGCGCGGGUGCCGGAGAAGCGAGGAAUCAUCGUCGCGGGACAGAGCACGGUGCACGCGGUUGGGUUGGUGAUAGGACCGUUGUUAGGAGGGAGAUUGAUGGAGGCGUACGGUGCGCCCGCGGCGUUUUAUUACGUCGCCGCGGCGGCGGUCGGGACGGCGAUCGGGUAUUCGUUUUUGCCCGAGACGCUCACGGAGGAGACGCGCGAGGCGGCGGAAUUAAAGGCGACGAUGGACGAGGAGGACGGAGGAAUGUUUGAAGGGCUUAACCCUUUCAUGUCGAGCGACGAGCGCGAAGAGUUGCGGGAACGCAAGAGUCAGCGCGAGUCGAGCAGUUGGUUGACGCUGUUGGCGAAUCGCGAGCAGCGCGUGUUGUUGUUGUGUGCGUCGGCGAAUUCCCUGGGUUUCGUCGCCAAGCUCACCGUGAUUCCGCUCUACGCCUCCGGGCACCUGGACGCGUCGCCCGCGGAGGUUGGAAACUUGUUCUCCAUCACCGCGUUGUUAGGUCUGGCGACCGCCCCGCUGAGCGGUUUGGCGGCGGAUAAAUUUGGCAAAAAAGUCGUCGUCGGCGCCGCGCUCGCCGCGUGCGCCACGGGUUUGUUCUUCGGCGCCCAGUCGCAGACGCAAUCUGAGUUGAUAUUUUUCAUCGGCGCGUGGGGCAUCGGGACCGCCGCGGCCGGUCCCGCGAUCAACGCCCUCGCGCAAGAGCUCGCCCCCAAGGGUGGCGAAGGCGAAGCCCUGACGCUUCCGAAAUCCGCCGCCGAUUUCAUCUUCCUCAUCGGACCUCUCGUCCUCGGCGUAUUGGACGAUUUCAUCGGUACCGACAACGCCGGCAUGAUCUUAUGUUCCUCCGCCGCCGCCAUCGCCGCCGCGAGUUGUUUCUUUCUCCCCGCCGCCGUCGAGCGCGUCGACCGUUGA